AUGGAUGAGCUCUUGUACCAAGCGCUCCUCCUCUCGGCGCUCGCCGUCGCGGUGCUCCAGAUCGUUAAGGUCGCCCUCGUCGGAGCGAGGCGGCAGGUGGCGGCGCCUCCGCCGGCGCCGCCGGGCCCGUGGCGGCUGCCGGUGAUCGGCAGCAUGCACCACCUCGCCGGGAAGCUCGCGCACCGCGCGCUCAGGGACCUCGCCGCGGCGCACGGCCCGCUCAUGAUGCUCCGGCUCGGCGAGACGCCGCUGGUGGUCGUGUCGUCCAAGGAGGUGGCGCGCGAGGUGCUCCGGACGCACGACGCCAACUUCGCCACCCGCCCCAGGCUCCUCGCCGGCGAGGUCGUGCUCUACGGCUGCUCCGACAUCCUCUUCUCGCCGUCCGGCGAGUACUGGCGCAAGCUCCGGCAGCUCUGCGCCGCGGAGGUCCUGGGGCAGAAGCGUGUCCUCUCCUUCCGUCCCAUCAGGGAGCAGGAGAUGGCAAGCCGAGUGGAGAGGAUCCGUGCGGCUGGGCCACAGGUACCAGUGGAUGUCAGUGCACUCUUCUACGACAUGGCGAUCAGCAUCGUCUCCUGCGCAUCAUUCGGGAAGAAGCAGAGGAACGCCGACGAGUACCUCGCAGCGAUCAAGACCGGGGUCAGUCUAGCCAGCGGGUUCAGGAUCCCCGACCUCUUCCCGACAUGGCGAGCGGCGCUCGCCUCGGUGACCGGCAUGCGCCGCGCCCUCGAGGACGUCCAUAGGACGGUGGACUCCACCUUGGAGGAGGUCAUAGAGGAGAGGAAAGGCGUAAGAUCCGGCAUGGGAGACAAUGAGGAGAACUUGGUUGAUGUCCUUAUCAGCUUGCAUGAGAAAGGUGGUCAUUUGGAUAGAAACAGCAUCAAGGCGGUGAUAUUCGAUAUGUUCACGGCUGGGACGGGAACACUGGCGUCGGCGCUGAAUUGGGGUAUGUCGGAACUGAUGAGGAACCCGAGAGUGAUGAGCAAGCUACAGUGUGAGAUUCGGCAAGCAUUCCAUGGGAAGGCCGCCAUUGGGGAGGAUGACAUCCAGGUGAGCAACCUCCCCUACCUAAGGCUUUUCAUUAAGGAGACUCUUCGGUUGCAUCCUCCCGUGCCUCUCCUUGUGCCCAGAGAGAGCAUUGACAUGUGCGUGGUCAAUGGCUACACGAUCCCUGCAAGGUCACGUGUUGUCGUCAAUGUAUGGGCCAUUGGUAGGGACCUAAAGUACUGGGAUGAUCCUGAGGAAUUCAAGCCUGAGCGGUUUGAGAGCAGCAAGGUAGACUUUGUAGGGAGUAGCUAUGAAUACCUACCUUUCGGAGCUGGACGAAGGAUGUGCCCUGGCAUUACCUAUGGUUUACCUGUCUUGGAGAUGGCCUUUGUGCAACUCAUGUAUCACUUCGAUUGGUCGCUCCCAAAGGGUGUCACACAAGUAGACAUGGAGGAGGAACCUGGACUUGGUGCACGACGUAUGACACCCCUGCUACUCUGUGCCACCCCAUUCAUAGUUCCAAUAUUAUAAGGCAAACUUUAAUUGGUGUUAUUUGAAUGACAUGUAACUAUUGGGUUCUAUUAAUGUGAAAUUUUGUCUUAAUGUUCA
Molecule: messenger RNA, 1593 nt
Organism: Oryza brachyantha (malo sina)
Lineage: Eukaryota; Viridiplantae; Streptophyta; Magnoliopsida; Poales; Poaceae
Product: premnaspirodiene oxygenase-like
Exons: 2
Coding region: 1-1515 (504 amino acids)
Molecular function (GO): iron ion binding; oxidoreductase activity, acting on paired donors, with incorporation or reduction of molecular oxygen; heme binding
Source: RefSeq, a predicted model, not a curated record